AUGGCCAGGAAAUUAUGGCUGAGAAGAAAUUCUUUAGUGUUUGGUGGGGUUUUUAUCUCGCCAAAUCAACUAAUGAGGGAAGUAGUUAUUUCCAUUGAGAAUUUUAAAAGAGCUAAUGUACCAACUGAAAAGGAGAAUGAUUUUCAGGCUAUACCUGUUCCCCCAGUCCAAUGGAAGGCCCCUUCUCUAGGUCUUUAUAAAAUCAACGAAGAUGCUACAAUUGACAUGAAGAACAGAAGGAUGAGAGUUGGGAUUAUUGCUCAUGAUUAUCAGGGACUAGUAGUGGCAGCACGCAGUCUUAUAUUACAUGGUCAUACAGAUUCUAUUGUUGCUGAGGCAUGGGCUGCUCUUCAUGCUAUUGUCUUGGCGAAAGAAUCAGGUUUGCUUGAUAUCAUUUUGGAAGGAGAUGCUUUGGAGGUAGUAAAUGAGAUUAAUUUGGCCAUUCCUUCUUUGAGCAAAAUUGGACACUUCACUGAUGAUAUUAGAUUAAUACGGCACUCUCUUAGAUUUUUUCGUGUAAUUCAUGUAAAAAGAGAGGCAAUUUCUGCUGCCUAUGUAUUAACUAAGGCAACUGUGUUUUUUGUCAGGGACUCAAUAUGGUUGGAGGAAACUCCACCUCCAGUCUCUGAUAUUGUUCUUAGGGAGUAUUUGGACCCCUAA
Molecule: messenger RNA, 660 nt
Organism: Alnus glutinosa
Lineage: Eukaryota; Viridiplantae; Streptophyta; Magnoliopsida; Fagales; Betulaceae
Exons: 1
Coding region: 1-660 (219 amino acids)
Molecular function (GO): nucleic acid binding; RNA-DNA hybrid ribonuclease activity
Source: RefSeq, a predicted model, not a curated record